UCAACCCUUGUGCUCUCAAUCUCAAGUCUCCGCCGCUUAGAUAGUUAGAUUCUGUAGUCAUCUCUCUCAAGUCUCUCCCUCUCUCCCUCUCUCUCUCUCUCGAGAUCUGAUAAUAGAUCGUCACUUGGCGACUUUCUUUUUAAUCUCAGAGGCACAAACACGGAAGCAACGGAGACGGGAAAUCAACCAUCGUAAGAAAACGGGAGAGUAAGGGUCGACAAGGAUAAGGUUUUGUGGGGGUUCUGAUCCUGUCUUUUUGAAUGGAAGCUAAAAUGACGUCAGUGGUCCGGAGAAUGGCUGCUUUUGCAUUGGUUUCUGCUUCAGGUUUGCUUCAGACUCAUCCCCUCCCCUGGGGAGAGGUACUCUGAACAAUUUCUUGCAUUGUUCCUCUCUCUCAAGCUGUCGGAGAUCGUCUUUUUCCGGUGUUAGAGACCGUAGUAUGUCAUACAGAGACAGAUUGAGAUGUGGGUUUCAUGAUUGUCAUGUUGAGGAUGCUGAUGAUUUGUUCGAUCUGAUGGUUCAGUCUCGUCCCUUACCUUCCAUCGUUGAUUUCACUAAACUAUUGAGUGCAAUCAUGAAAAUGAAACGGUAUGAUGUUGUCAUUUCCCUCUGCAAGAAAAUGGAAUUGCUUGGGGUUUCACAUAAUAUCUACUCUUUGAGUGUUUUGAUCAACUGUUUCUGCCACUCUCGUCAAGUGUUUUUGGGCUUAUUUGUCGUGGGAAAAAUCUUGAAACUCGGUUACAAGCCUGAUGCAGUCACCUACACUACUCUAGCUCAUGGUUUAUGUAUCCACGGCAAGAUAAAUGGUUACUGCAUGGCUAAUAGAGUCAAUGAAGGUAUUAAUCUCCUUUAUGAGAUGUCUCGAAGAGGAUUGGUUGCUGAUGCAAUUAAUUACAACAUCCUCAUCCAAGGGUUUUAUCGAGUAGGCAACCUUGAUCUUGCUCAAAAGUUUUUCAUGGAGAUGCAGUAUAAGGGUCAUCAUCCUAAUCUUGUGACUGAAAGCAUUUUGCUUGAUGGACUUUGUAAGAAUGGAAAAACGGACGAGGCACUUAGCCUAUAUAAUAAGUUGGAUAAGAGUGGGAUAGACCUCCAUAUAUCUCUCCAUAGUACCAUGAUGCAUGGUUUGUGCAAGGCUGAGAAGGUUGACGAAGAGUUGAUAUUAUUUAAUAAGCUUCUUGACAAAGGGGUGAAGCCAAAUGUUAUCAUGUAUAACGUAAUGAUCUUUGGGCUUUGCGGGAAAGACUCACUCUAUGAAGUCGAGAAGGUAAUUGGGAAGAUGAAAGAGGCUGGUUGUUUUCUCGACGAUGGUACAUAUAACGCAUUGAUCAGGGGUCGUCUUAGAAGUCGCUUUCCGUCGAUGGUUAUCGAGCUGAUAUGAGAAAUGCGGAGCAAUGGCUUUUCUAUGCAUGCAUCGACCUCAAAUAUGAUAAUGGAUAUGGUAUAUAAAGGUAGAUUGGAAAAGGGGUUUUUGGAUCUCCUCUCUUAGUAGAUGUAAGUACUAAACGGCUUAUGAGAAGAGCCAGAAACUUCAAGCUAUCCAGCAUCGCAUGGUUGUUUGUUUGAUGAGAAGAACCAGAAGCUUCAAGCUAUCCAGUUUCAGCAGUGGCAAUCCCACCGGAAAACGUGGGUUGACUGACACGGGCCCUGAAACAUUUUUGACAUCUGUAGAGAGAGUGUCUCAAGCCCUGAAACCGAACCUGGACGACACGGUGGUAAGAGAAUUCGAGACACAGCCUCGCUUCAUUUGACAUCUGCAGUUUCUAAUCCACUUUGUUGUAAAAUAUGUCAAAAUCAAAAUGUCUCUUUCAAAAGCAAAAACCAAGAGAAUCGAAACAGAGGAAGAAUGUUUGGGUUUCAAUGUAUUUGAUAAGUAUCCCACAUUGGAAAAUGAGAGGGAUUUAGGCCAAUAUAUAAGUAAGGGUCAAACCUCCGCUCUUAAGCUAGCUUUUGUGGUGGAGUUAGGGCCUAAACCUUAUUAAUUGGUAUCAGAGCCUAACUCUCUACUUUCCGGUGGGUCUUUGACGGGCCGUUCUCCUGCGGACAUGCGGUCGACUCGGUGGUUGUGGGACGGUCGGGAGAGGAACGGUAGGGAGAGGAACGAUCAGGAGAGGAACGGUCGGGGAUGGACCGAGAAGCCGCCAGUGAUCGAGAAGCCGCCAUCGACCAAGAAGCCGCCAGCGACCAGAUUUGCCCCAGCGCCGUGGACGUCGCUGUCUAAAGGGGGCGGUGUUGAUAAGUAUCCCACAUUGGAAAAUGGGAGGGAUUUGGGCCAAUAUAUAAGUAAUGGUCAAACCUCUACUUUUAAGCUAGCUUUUGUGGUGGAGUUAGGGCCUAAACCUUA
Messenger RNA from Tarenaya hassleriana, 2341 nucleotides. Its product is annotated as pentatricopeptide repeat-containing protein At1g62680, mitochondrial-like. The record is from RefSeq and is a predicted model, not a curated record. The transcript is spliced from 3 exons. The coding region runs from base 440 to 1378 and encodes 312 amino acids. NCBI's taxonomy places the organism in Eukaryota, Viridiplantae, Streptophyta, Magnoliopsida, Brassicales, Cleomaceae. Gene Ontology annotation, molecular function: protein binding.